This is a messenger RNA of Penicillium diatomitis, 1956 nucleotides long. RefSeq lists its product as uncharacterized. NCBI's taxonomy places the organism in Eukaryota, Fungi, Ascomycota, Eurotiomycetes, Eurotiales, Aspergillaceae. The coding region runs from base 1 to 1956 and encodes 651 amino acids. The transcript is spliced from 7 exons. The record is from RefSeq and is a predicted model, not a curated record.
AUGGGUUUUGCCGCAAAGCUUGCCGCUGCACAGCAGAAUCAACAGAGCCAACAAAAUCCCGCCAUGUCGUCAAAUACAGGCAGUGCUCCAGGUGCCUACAGUGGUGCACCUCCUUCGGGAUAUACUGGAGGGCCUCCGCCUCCAGAUGCACUCCGACCGGGUGGCCAUCAGCAGCAACAACCACCCUCUGCAUACCAGGCAUACCCGGGAUCACCUGCGCCUCAAGGAUCGCCAUACAACAAUAAUGCGCCCUCUCCUGCGCCGUACUCGCAGCAGCCGCCUCAACAGCCGCCCGCCGGCUACCCCGCAUACCAGCAGCAGCAACCACCAUCGCAGCAAGGCUACAAUCGCCCUCCGCCGCCACCUCCUCAAGGUCAGCCCUAUGGUUCAGCCCAGUCGCCUUAUCCGGGCCAACAAUCUCCCUACCCAGGCCAGUCACAGUCGCCUUAUCCGGGCCAACAGCCACCGUAUGCAGGAACACACUCUCCAUACCCCGGACAAUCUGGACAGCAACCUCAGUCGCCCUAUCCAGGUCAACAGCCACCUUAUUCUGGAUCGCACUCUCCGUAUCCUGGACAACAACCUCCAUCUUCCUAUAAUCAGCCACAGUACCCUCCUCGCCAGGGUGCUCCCUAUGGUCAACCUGCGCCCUCCCCCGGACCUCCCGGCGGACAAUCCUAUGGUCCUCCGGGCGGUCCUGGAGGUCAAUAUGGGCCUCCCGGGGGUGCACCGGGCGGCCAGGGUGGUCCAGCCACCCCCCAGCAAGUCGAUGCGUACCGUCGUGUGCUAGACGAUACCAUUCGUGAGAAGCAACUGCAGAGAUUCUAUCCUCCAGGCUCCCCUGCUCUCGAGGGUCUUGUACAAUUUCUCGCACACGAAGCACCCUCUCGCUUGCAGCGCAUUGUGCAUGAACUCAAUGUGCCCAUGGAGGUGGCCACUGAUUUGAUGAAGCUGGCCCUCUUCGACACCGUCCUCUACGUAGAUGACAGUGGCUCCAUCGAAUUCGAGGAGAAAGGUCUUCGUAAGGAACAGCUUCGUCAGAUCUUGGGCAUCGUGGCCACCGUUGCCUCCAAUUUUGAUCGGGAUGGCAUCGAGGUGCGCUUCAUGAACUCGUCCGAGGAGGGUCAUGGAAUCAAGAACCCGGACGAUGUCGAGCGACUCGUCUCUCGCGUCCGCUUUUCCGGCUUGACACCUCUUGGCACCAGUCUGCGCCAGAAGGUCGUCGAUCCCCUCGUGAUCGGCCCGGCUCGAUCGGGCCGUCUGCAGAAGCCGGUCUUGAUCAUCACCAUCACGGACGGCCAGCCCGCGGGUGAGGCCCAUAGCACCGUGCGAGACACCAUCAGCUACGCCGUCAAUGAGAUGCAACGGGCGCAAUACGGCACGGGGGCCGUCUCUUUCCAGUUCUCGCAGGUCGGUAAUGACACUCGUGCUCGGGAUUUCCUCUCCGAUCUGGACGAGGAUCCUGAGAUUGGUCAAUUGAUCGAUUGUACUUCGAACUUUGAAGUUGAACAGGACGAAAUGUCUCGGGCUAACCCCCCAGUACACCUGACUCGUGAGCUUUGGUGCGCCAAACUUAUGCUCGGUGCGAUUGACAGCUCAUACGACACCAAAGAUGAACAGGGCAGCCGACAGAGUGGACCUGGUGGUUCUGCUCCUGUUCCCCCUCCCGGCCAGUAUGGCGGCGGUGGUGGUUAUGGCCAGGGCCCUCCUCCCCCGCAGGGUGGUCCCUACGGCGGUCCCUACGGCGGUCCUCCACAGGGCUAUCCGCCGCAACAGUACGGCCAGCAACCCGGUUAUCCUCCGCAACAGCAGCAGCCUCCUUACCCCGGGGGUGAUCGUGGACAUGGCCAACCUCAGUCUUAUGGCGGAGGUUAUGGUGGCCCGCCACCACCCGGUGGCCCAGGCGGAUAUCCCCCGUCUGGUGGCUACGGCCAGCCCCCACCCCGUCGCUACUAG